AUGUCCGUCCCACAGGACCUCCUAGACGGAAUAUCGGGCGCCCUAGCAAGAGAAGGCAACAUCCUCCAAAUGAUCCUAGUAACAUUCAUCGGCCUAUCCUGCUACAACGUCGCCGAAUUAGUCGUCUUAGUCCUAGCCACCUUCCGCCGCUGGCGCGGUCUAUACUUCUGGUCUCUCCUCGCCUCGGGCUGUAUAGGCGUAGUGCCAUACUCAAUCGGCUUCCUGAUAAAAUUCUUCACACAGACCGACUCCGUCCUCUCAGUGACGGUCUUGACAAUCGGGUGGUGGACAAUGGUCACAGGCCAAUCGGUGGUUCUGUAUUCGCGACUGCAUCUCGUUCUCCGGGAUGAACGUGUCCUGCGACGAGUACUUCGGCUUAUCAUUUUGAAUUUCUUCCUGUUGCAUAUUCCUACUACGAUUUUGACGUACGGCGCGAAUAUAGUUCAUAGUGGUGAUAUGUCUUGGGUCAAGGGGUAUAACAUCAUGGAGAAGAUUCAGUUGACGGGGUUUACAUUGCAAGAGGGUUUGCUGUCGACAUUGUAUGUCAUUGAAACGGUCAAGCUACUGCGACUCGGGGCAGAUGUUUCUGCGCGCCCGGAUUCGAGGACGAUAAUGUACCAUCUGAUCGGGAUAAACUGCGCGAUUAUGAUCAUGGAUCUUGUCCUGCUGAGUUUGGAAUACGCCAAUUUCUAUGCUGUGCAGAUUACCCUGAAGGGGUUUGUAUACUCGCUCAAGUUGAAACUGGAGUUUGCAGUGCUGGGUCGAUUGGUUGAUCUCAUUCAGGGAUCCCGACAUCCGAUUUCUGUGACUAUCGCCGAUACACUGCCUCUUUGCACGAUACAGCGGCCCAUUGGAACGCCGGAUCGAAGUGAGGAUCCGCAGUGUGAGGAGACUGAACCGAAGGAUUUCUUGGCUGAGUCGCAUGGAGCGAGGAUCGUUCAGAGGAGAGUCUUUGUGGAAGCUCUGAGCGUAUGA
Molecule: messenger RNA, 975 nt
Organism: Penicillium canescens
Lineage: Eukaryota; Fungi; Ascomycota; Eurotiomycetes; Eurotiales; Aspergillaceae
Exons: 1
Coding region: 1-975 (324 amino acids)
Source: RefSeq, a predicted model, not a curated record